AUGCCAAACGACCGCGAGCCCGAAGACAAGGACAACGACCACAAAUCCUCCGGCAUGCCCCAGGACUCGGGCUGGGAGGGCGAGAGCAACCCAUUUGUCGCGUUCCGCCGGUUCGCGGACGAGCAGGUCUCGUCUGUGUUACAGUCGAUCACCGGUCUCCCAUCUUCGAUCUCCCCUCCUCAGCCUGACCACUGGACUAUAUUUACCGACGAUAAGGGCUACAAGAGCAUGCAAUACCGUCAAAGAUCCGCCCCAAGCGCACAAAAUGCGGAGGAACAGGAUAAGUCGGCAGAGAGCUCCAAGCCUGACCAAGGCGCCGAGGGCAAUUCACCAGCGACAGGCUCAUCAAGUGGAGAUAGCAAGUCUUCAUCCCAGAUUUUGAAAUCCCGGUUUGCAGAAGAUACCGAUCAAUGGAAUUCGCAAUCGCAAUCGCAGCAGAGCUGGCGCAAUCGUCCAUCCGACUUCUUUGGCGUCAAUUCACUCUUCGAUCGCCUUGAGGAUCACAUCUUUCCUUUCGCCAUGAACUCCUUCCACCCGCGCCGGUUUUUCUUCCCUGAGCUUUUUGAUGAUAGCAAUGCCCCGACGUGGCCCAUCUCUUAUAUCAUGUUCAGCCCUUAUUCGCCACUGCAUCUGGAGCGCCAGCAGCAUAGCGAAAAAGGUGUCUUCUCUUCGAUAAUGUCCACCCUUCGGCAUGACACGGACCACGACUCGAUGGAGCCACAGUGGCGCGAGGCUUUUGAGGAUCUUCUUCGGCUUGAAAAUGGGAAACCCAUGCUUGAUGACGAUGACUUGGCCGCUACGAAAGCCGAAGAUGGACGGGAUUGGCUUCAAGGAUUAGUCAAGCGUGGGAGCUUGGGUGAUCGUUGGAACUACGUGCGUGGUACAAAGGACCAGCCCUGGUCUGGCAUUACCUUUACUGGUCACCGGGACAAUGGUCGUGAGUUGUUGAGAAAAGAAACAUCAGAAGAUGACAAGGAAAAAGUCGAAGCAGAGCAGAAAGAGGCCGAGAAUGAACUGGAGUUAUACGAGCGUUUCCUACAUGAUAUUGAAGCUCGCGAGCGUGAACUCUCACAGGAAGUUUUGGGGAGUCCUCUCCUGCGCUUCUUGUUAGAGGAGCGCCGACGAAAUCAAGCGGAGCUGGAACGGUUCCACACAGGCCUACCUCAACCCGAAGAGAGACAGGACGAUGAUGAGACCCAGAGCUGGCUCAAUCUCGUGUCUGGUGGAAUUAAGAAAUCUGUCCCGGAUGUCCCAGUGACCUCGACUCCAGAUGCCGGAGCUGCCACGGAGGAUUCAGUAUCGGAGAUGCCGCCGGGUCGAAUCGUGUCUACCAUGUCUCGAACAGAACGUGUACGCCUGGCAGAUGGAUCCAUCCAAAUCAGGAUAGUCAAGACGAAGCGUUUUGCUGAUGGCCGUGAGGAGACCGAUUCGACUGUCGAGGUGACACACCCGCGCUCGGAACACGAGUCGCUGGAGCCUGAGAAUGGCGAUAAAUCCAAAAACGGUUGGUUCUGGAAGGACUAA
Molecule: messenger RNA, 1524 nt
Organism: Penicillium macrosclerotiorum
Lineage: Eukaryota; Fungi; Ascomycota; Eurotiomycetes; Eurotiales; Aspergillaceae
Exons: 1
Coding region: 1-1524 (507 amino acids)
Source: RefSeq, a predicted model, not a curated record